Messenger RNA from Lachancea lanzarotensis, 873 nucleotides. It is a transcript of the gene MPM1, whose product is annotated as LALA0S13e01706g1_1. NCBI's taxonomy places the organism in Eukaryota, Fungi, Ascomycota, Saccharomycetes, Saccharomycetales, Saccharomycetaceae. The transcript has a single exon. The coding region runs from base 1 to 873 and encodes 290 amino acids. The record is from RefSeq and is a predicted model, not a curated record.
AUGGGACUAUUCACUAAUACUAACGACAAAGAUACUCAAGAAUUUAAUGAAGAUCUGGUUAAAUCGUCUUUGAACGAUAGCCUUCACAGUGGAUUCCAAUCUGUAGGGGAUUCACUUUUUUCAGUUUGGAAAGAUGCUAUGAAUCAUGUGGAAAACCCAAUUUCUAACAUUUGGGGCAACGCCAGUGGUGGUGUUUCCGACCUUUUGGACGUGCUUGGUUUGCCCGGUGGAUUUAGCCACCCAGCACGCAUUUUAAGGCUAUUUGAGGACGAUUUCACCCAAGAGGGCACUACAGGUCUCUACGGGUACAAGACCCCCUCAGACAAACAAUACAUGAACUGCAAACAACUAGAUGGACUCUCUGUAUGGGACUCACGCGGUUGGUGGCGCUGCUUGUUUCCUGAAAAAGUUGUGGGCAGCAACCUGAACCCAGAUCAGAUGCGCACGGUAUUGACCCGUGAAAGAGUGGAACAAGACAAGAAGCACAACUUGGGACUAUUUUUUACCGAAUACUCCUCGUAUUUGUCUUGGCGUGCUGAUGUUUUGCGUCUUGCGGAAACUAAGCGCAAAUCUGCGCUCGCCAGAGCCGAACGCCGCGAAGAGCUCGAAAAUAUCUCCACCACCCCUGAAGAUCUUAUGGACCGUGCUACGGGGAGGAAUGUAGUGGGCACUUCAGAAUACGUGACUUACAACAAUACUCCAGAUGGUUUGGAAAAGGUUAAAGAGGUGAAAACGUUUUUUGACGAUGGCACCGUCAGACUUCGUUCAGAAAAGCAGCGUACUGAUCCCGAAGGUCGGUCUCAUAUCGACUCAUUUGAGAAGCUACUCUCGGAUGACGAUAACGCCAAGGAUGGCUGGUUUUGGCGUAAGUAA